AUGGGCCUCACAGUUCACCACCUCCAAGUCUCCCAAUCCGAGCGCAUCCCCUGGCUCUGCGAAGAACUCAACAUUCCCUACGACCUAAAACUCUACAAACGCUCCCCUCUCCUCGCACCACCAGAGUUCAAAGCCUUGCACCCCAUGGGCGCAGCCCCCGUCAUUCAAGAUGACAAUCUCACCCUUGCCGAGAGCGCCGCUUGCGUAGAGUACAUCUCGCAAAAAUACGCUUCCGGCAAACUCUUCGUCCCACCAUCCUCCCCAGCAUACGCAGACUUUCUCUACUGGUGGCACUUUACACCCGGCACACUCUUUCCCGCGCUGGGAAGAAUCAUGUUAAUCCAAUCCGCCAAAUUACCGGAUGACAUGCCCGCUGUGCAGUUUGGAAAAAAGCGAUACAACCAAGCGUUGAAGAUGUUGGAUGAUAGACUUGCCAAGAGCGAGUGGCUUGCCGGUGAAGAGUUUAGUGUUGCGGAUAUCAUGGUUGUGUUUCCGCUUACUACUAUGAGAUACUUUUCGCCGUAUAGUCUGGAGGGAUUUGAUAAUGUUUUGAAGUACUUGGAACGCGUUACAGGACGGGAGGCGUAUAAGAGGGCUAUGGAGAAGAUUGAUCCGGGUAUGGAGGUUGCUAUCGGGGCGAAUCCACCCAAGAGCCCUUUUAAGCUGUAG
Molecule: messenger RNA, 669 nt
Organism: Fusarium coffeatum
Lineage: Eukaryota; Fungi; Ascomycota; Sordariomycetes; Hypocreales; Nectriaceae
Exons: 1
Coding region: 1-669 (222 amino acids)
Source: RefSeq, a predicted model, not a curated record